Molecule: messenger RNA, 636 nt
Organism: Purpureocillium takamizusanense
Lineage: Eukaryota; Fungi; Ascomycota; Sordariomycetes; Hypocreales; Ophiocordycipitaceae
Exons: 2
Coding region: 1-636 (211 amino acids)
Source: RefSeq, a predicted model, not a curated record
AUGCUCCACGCAAUGGGCUGCAUCGAAGACAAGAUGCCGAUGCCGUGCAACGCGCCGGCUUUAGACAUCAUCGUCGCUUCAAUCCACAUCCGCGCAAUGUCGUUGAACUCCCGUCGCAAGGGCGCUGCGGCGUACAGACCCAUCGUGCCGUCGCCACUGAACCCCAGAAGUCAGGAGGGAGCAGCGCAGGCGCUGCGAACACGGAGAGUCACCAGGGCGCUGAGGAGGAACGUGGGUAUGAGCCCGGCCCAGAGGCUGCUGCGGUACAAGGCGGCCGAGGCCUGGAGAUCAGAAGCAACGCGGCGCGAAUUGGCCAAGUGGGAGAAGAGGGCCGCCGAGGCGACGGCGCGGCAACAGAUAAAGUCUGCCUCGCUGAGGCCGGAGUGGAAGACGAGGCGGAAGAUACACUGUGAGCCCGAGAAUAGAAACGACGACGACAAAGAGAAUCGCGGCGAGGACGGGAGUGAGAACGCGGAAGGAGAGGGGUUUGAUGGGCGACAGCAGUACCUGUUCCAGAUGCCGGAUUUGGGCUUCUUCACGCCGCGGCGGGUGGUACUGGCCGUGGGCAGGCUGCGCAUGCUGCCGUCGCUGCGGAUGCACAACUUUGUACGGUACGGUGACACGGCCAAGACGUGA